This is a messenger RNA of Lycium barbarum (goji berry), 2559 nucleotides long. RefSeq lists its product as uncharacterized. Lineage: Eukaryota; Viridiplantae; Streptophyta; Magnoliopsida; Solanales; Solanaceae. The transcript has 4 exons. The record is from RefSeq and is a predicted model, not a curated record. The coding region runs from base 1 to 2559 and encodes 852 amino acids. Gene Ontology annotation, molecular function: RNA-DNA hybrid ribonuclease activity; nucleic acid binding.
AUGCUGUUACAUCAGGCACAAGCUGAACUAACCAGAUUUUUACACUUGGAGGAAGAGUAUUGGAAGCAGAAAGCUGGUAUGAAAUGGUUCAAUGAUGGAGAUAGAAAUACAAAAUUCUUCCAUUCAUAUGUGAGGGGCAGGAGGAAUAAGUUAACUUUGAAAAGAAUACAAGAUCCUUCUGGUACAUGGUUGGGAAAUGAAGUAGAUAUUGGUUCUGAAGCAAUCAGAUUUUUUGAGGCACAGUUUAGUGAACAAAAUUCAGGACGGGAUUAUGCAUUAUUGAAAAAUAUUCCUAAAUUGAUAACUGAAGAACAGCAAAAGAAUAUGCAAGAGUUGCCAUCUGAAAGUGAAGUAAAGGAGGCUGUAUUUUCACUCAAUGGGGAUAGUGCUAGUGGGCCUGAUGGACUCAUAGGACAGUUCUAUCAAAAGUGUUGGGAGGUUAUCAAAUUGGAUGUGAUUCAAAUGACAGGAUUUGUGAAAGGAAGGAGCAUUGCAAAAAACAUAUUGCUGGCACAGGAGAUCAUCAGAGAUAUUAACUUGAGAGCUAAACAUACUAAUGUGGUGAUCAAAUUAGACAUGGCAAAGGCUUAUGAUAGACUUUCCUGGAUGUUUUUGACUAAAGUAUUGAGACAGUUUGGGUUUGGAGAGGUUAUCAUUGAUUUAGUAUGGAGAUUGCUUUCAAACAACUGGUAUUUAGUAUUAAUCAAUGGACAAAGUCAUGGUUUUUUCAGAUCAAGUAGGGGGGUAAAACAAGGUGAUCCACUUUCUCCUACAUUGGUCAUUAUAGCAGCAGAGGUUUUAACAAGGAGUCUGAAUAAGCUGCAUGAGAAGCCAAGUUUCAUAGGCUAUGGAAUGCCAAAAUGGAGUCCUCAAAUCAAUCAUCUAUCAUAUGCUUAUGACACAAUAUUAUUCUGUUUUGGGGAUGGAUGUUCUCUAAAACUAAUGAUGAAGAGACUGAGGAAUUAUGAAAAGGCUUCAGGACAGCUGGUCAAUACUGAUAAAAGCUGUUAUUAUAUUCAUCACAAAGUCCCAGCCAGAGUUAAUAGAAGGAUUAAAAGACAUACAAAGAUGAGAAAUGGAUCCUUUCCUUUCACAUAUUUAGGUUGUCCAGUGUUCUAUGGAAGAAGGAAAUUGAUAUACUAUGAGGAUCUGAUCAAAAAAGUGAUGAAAAGGAUUCUAUCUUGGCAAAAUAGACUGUUAUCUUUUGGAGGCAGAUAUGUGUUGAUCAAUCAUGUGGUGCAAACCAUGCCAGUGUAUUUACUAUCAGCCAUGAAUCCUCCUUCUGGGGUGAUAAAACAACUGCACAAGAUCUUUGCCAAAUUCUUAUGGAGCAAUACAGUAGGGGUGAAAAGCAAACAUUGGGUGGCAUGGGACAAAUUAUGUUUACCAAAAGAUGAAGGAGGCAUUGGUCUUAGAUCACUAACUGAUAUAUCUAAGGCUUUAUUUGCUAAGUUGUGGUGGAAUUUUAGAAGUGGAAGAAGCUUAUGGGGGAGUUACAUGUUGAAUAAAUAUUGCAAGAAAUGGCAUCCUAUUAUGGCAAUAGAGAGAGGAGGAUCUCACACAUGGAAGAAGAUGUAUGAGAAUUGGACAAGGCUUGGGGCAUUAUAUUAUAUCAUUCCUGAUACUGCUAGAGAGGAAGAAAUAGAGGUUAGACAGUUUGUGAAGAAAGGGGAAUGGAACAUGGAACUGUUAACAUCCACUCUAGAUCAGGAAUUGGCUCAGCAUAUCAAAGAAAAUAUCAAGGUACCAGUUGAAGAAGAGGAUGAUGAACCAAGUUGGAUGCUGGAAACAAAUGGCAGAUUUUCAGUUAAAUCUGCAUGGGAAUUUCUCAGACACAGAGAAAGCAAACAAGCAAGUAUCCCCACAGAUGGAGUUGGUCUACAUCAAAUGAUCAUGGCAUGGUGGACUGCUGAGACAAAACCAAAAUUGCAGCCUAUGUAUAGAGCAAUACCUGCAGUGAUCAUGUGGUCAUUGUGGAAGAGAAGAAACUCCAUUAAAUAUGGAGGAUCAGUGUCCUUCUUCAGACUGAAACAACAAGUACAGCAUAUACUACAUCAACUGAUAAGGAAGAGAUUCCCAUGGCUGCACAUUGUAUUUGCUGAGUGGGAAUAUAUGCAUCACCACCUAAGUAGAUAUAAACCAAAAUUUUAUUAUGCUAAGGUGGUCUGGAUAAUGCCACCUUCAGGGAGAUUAAAAUGCAAUACAGAUGGGGCAAGCAAGGGCAAUCCUGGACUCAGUUCAUAUGGUUUCUGCAUCAGAUAUUGUAAUGGGGAUUUGGUCUAUGCUGAAGCACAACAAAUGGGAAUGGCAACAAACAUGGAAGCUGAAACUGUGGCUCUAAAACAAACAUUGAAGUUCUGUAAAGAGCACAACCUUCAACAAGUGCAAUUGGAGACUGAUUCACUUCUCCUCCUAAACAUCUUUCAAGAUACAUGGACCACUCCAUGGGAACUGAGGAGUCAGAUAGAAGAGAUCAAACAGGAUAUGAGAGUUAUGCAGGUACAGAUUAACCAUAUAUUCAGAGAAGGCAACAGGUUGGCAUACUUUCUAGCAAGCUAG